AUGCCGCCCAGGGCCGUUGAUCUGGAAGAGGCUCUUCGCAAAAAGGGAGGCUUGACCCUGUCACAAUUGGCCAACUACGACGACAUCCUUACAGAUACACUCGUCGAUCGGGUCUAUUUCUGGUCCUCGAUUCGCAAACUCAAAAGCAACUAUCAUGCCUGUCGUGGAGUGCUCGAAGCUGAUGUAUGCAAGGCGUUACAGACACACGCAAUCGUAGAGAAAGAUGCGGCAGCGGCACAGGAGAAACUUUUGAAAUUAUCCGGCCUCUCGAAAUACCACAAAGGUCUGCGCACUGAAGACGAGAAAGAACAUUUUGUUCGGCACUUGCGGAAAUAUGUCAACAUUUAUCUGCCGGAUUGUCCAUUCGAGGUCGGCACCACAAAUAGAUAUACGAUUCAGACAGCCGAGGCCUGUAUCAUUGCGCGCAAACCAAUCAAAAAGGGCGAGGUCGUAAAGUACUUGAGCGGGAUCCAAGUGGAAAUGACGGAAAAGGAGGAGGAGGAAUUGUCAAGUCGUACGGAUUUCAGCAUAGUUCUCUCGAGUCGGCGGAAACGACCCUCGCUUUUCCUCGGCCCGGCCAGAUUCGCCAAUCAUGAUUGCGACUCAAAUGCGAAGUUGAAUACGACAGGUCCGCACGGGAUACACAUUGUUGCUUGCAAAGACAUCGCAGUGGGAGACGAGAUUACGGUGGUGUAUGGCAUGGACUAUUUCGGAGAAGACAAUUGCGAAUGUCUAUGUGGAACAUGUGAGCGGCUGCUACGUAAUGGUUGGGAUCCGCGUGGACCGAUUUUACAUGAGGAUGGUGACGAAGACAGCGAGAAAGCAAGUGUCAAGCGAGAGGAGCAGCCCUCGAGGGGGUGCUCGGAAGCGAGCAAUGCGAGCAAGAGAAAGCGCGAGGAUGUCGGCCGUGGCUUCAUUGUCGAGGAGACAUCCGCAAGGCACGAUCGUGGAAGAUUGCCAAAGCGGCCCAAAGCGCACAACGUGAAGCCCGCAGAGGAGGACCUCGACGAUCCACCGCGGAUAGAGCUGCAGCGGGAAGCGCCUAUCGAGGAGGAAAUGCAGCAGGAUCCUCUAUUGAGGAAAAUCGUCAAUCUUUUGCGAAGAAGCGCAGAUCGCCCAGAACCAAUAAGAAGUGUGACAAUCAAGACGAGAGAACCGGAGGAGACGACUAGCGAAAAUCAAAGUAACGAUCAUCUGGCAUCUCCUUCAGAGCCGAGUCCGCCUUCCGACGAUUAUAUAUACGAACACGCCGACGCCCGAAGUGCUUCACCUUCGAAAGAAUUGCCGCAACGCACGUGCGACGCGAUUACAACUUCUUCCCUCGAGACUACCAAGCCUAAUAAAUUGCCAUCAGUGAAGAAAUUGCGCAGCUACUCCAGCCUUCGAACAGUUACCAACGCAACCGACUCACAAGCAGAUCCAUACAGUCUUCCAGACAUGAUGCCUAUCCGUUCUGCGCUUCCUGACGAGUCAAAGCCCAUGAAGCGAGGACCCGGAAGGCCGCGGAAGAUCCAGCAAUCAAUGCAGCCUGAUUCUAGUUCGUCUUCCACAGAGAGCAUUGACUCGUCGUCAAAUCAAUCGUCAGGCUCCUCUAGCGUCACAUCGAACGAGUUUGUCCCGGGUGCAAUAGCCCAUCGGAUUUGCGAGUCGUUGAUCUCUAAAGGUGGCGAGGAGGAUGUACAGGACAACGAGUCCGCGAUAGACAAUAAUCGGACAAUAUCAAGAAGUACUACCCGUUCACAGACACGCGAAGACACUCCGCUACGAUCUCCGGAGAAGUCAUCUGAUCGACGGAGAUCAACACGAGGAAAUCCGCUCUCAAGUUUACAAAAAUCCGAACUGCCAACGAAAGCAGUCCGCAGCAUCGAACAAUCACAAACCGACACCGGCCUCGACGAUUCAGAUUCUCACGUCAAGCGUGGAAUUCCACGCACCCCCAAAGACUACACCCUCUGCCGCACACUUCUGCUCACAGUUCACCACCGCUGGGUCGAAUGUCGCAACUGCGAUGAAUAUUUCCUCCAAGCCGACGCCUACCAAACGCGCAUCGCCUGCCCGCGAUGCGAGCGCCACAGUAAACUCUACGGCUACCACUGGCCCAAGACCGACCGCGAGGGCAAAAACGACAACGAACCUCGUAUCCUCGACCACCGACUCAUCCACCGCUUCAUCGACGCGGAGGAGGAGAAGUCAGAGCGAAAAGGACGGAAAGCGCUUGCGGAUUUGCUUGUGAAGGAAAGAGAGGGAAGUGAGCGGCAACAGAGCGAGGAGGAGAACUCUUUGGCUAUUGCUGCGAUUGGGAAGGCAGGCGAGAAGGUCAUGCGGAGGAAUUUCAGGAGUAGUCCUCGGCGCAGCGAGGCGCGGAGGAGGGGUUUGAGGAUGACUAUGUGA
Messenger RNA from Dissoconium aciculare CBS 342.82, 2391 nucleotides. RefSeq lists its product as uncharacterized. Gene Ontology annotation, cellular component: nucleus. The record is from RefSeq and is a predicted model, not a curated record. The transcript has 2 exons. Gene Ontology annotation, molecular function: histone H4K20 methyltransferase activity; protein binding. NCBI's taxonomy places the organism in Eukaryota, Fungi, Ascomycota, Dothideomycetes, Mycosphaerellales, Dissoconiaceae. Bases 1 to 2391 code for a protein of 796 amino acids.